AUGGCGGAGUCGCUGUCCUCCUGGCACAACAUACGAAGCAGCGGGCAUGCGCAGGUACAGAACGGUCACAUCUAUGGCGAUGUGCAUAACACCUUCUACGAUAGUUACAAGUCACUGGCUGAGCGACUUCUGGACAGUCUGAGCUUUUCUGGAAUGUACCGCUACCAAGAAAGGCCACUCGAGAGCCGCAAGGGAACAUAUGAGUGGUUGUUUGACGAUCGCCGAGUCGUUACACAUUCAUGUGAGCACUGCGCUCACGUCAAACACGGCACAGAGUGUCGCGAGUGUUGGAGAGAGCUGCCGACGCUGUGCUACAAGGCCGUCCACCACGCCAAAUUCCUUGUCACAGAGGCUAGUAAGUUUCGCUCUUGGCUUGGAAACUCUCAGGACAUCUUUUGGAUCAGUGGCAAAGCUGGGGCCGGAAAGAGCUGCCUGAUGAAGUUUCUGCUUGAACACGAUUCCACAGCAGACCUGCUUCGUGAAUGGGCGGGUCAGCCAGUGACUGUCGCGGGUUUCUUUUUCUGGGCUGCUGGCGGUGACCUAGAAAAAUCCUACAUCGGGCUUUUACGCAGUUUACUGUAUCAAAUCCUGGAAUCUUUACCUCGGGUUCUCGGCAACUUCGUCCUUGGGAAGACCGUAUCGGACAUUGAGCAGCCAUGGAGUAUCAAACGACUGAACAAGGUUUUCAGUGAAGUCGUGGGGCAUCUCGCUACCUGUGAGAGAUUCAUUUUCUUUAUCGACGGGCUCGACGAAUUCAAGGGCGACAUCAUGGACCUGACGGCCGCCUUAAAUACAUUGAACGGGUCACCCAACAUCAAGCUCUGUGUUUCCAGUCGCCCAUGGAACGUCUUCGAAAAGGCGUAUGGCUCGAGACCAUGMAAGCAGCAUCUGCGACUCCACGAGAUCAAUGGGCCGGACAUUGACGCCUACGUUAGAGGACGACUGAUCGAGGACCUUGGCACGGAUGAGAGCUCAGAAAUAGUAUCAAGUCCCCAACACUAUCAACUUGUUACCGCAAUCAGAAACAGAUCGGAGGGCGUCUUUCUCUGGGUAUACCUGGUUGUCAAACGUCUUCGCGAAGCAUUCUCAGACUCCUGGAACGCCCCCGACAUGCUGGCGUUGCUGGACGAAACACCGGCGGAGCUUGCAGACCUGAUACAAGCCAUCUUCAAUAGCAUCCACCCUAUUCAGCGUCAAGCCGCCGCUCGCACAUUUUUAAUGAUGCUAGAAUGUGAGGAUGCUAGGUACUGCUAUCCUCAUCUCCUGUGGCUGUCACACUCCGACCGUAGCCGGAUUGGAGUCGUCCGAACCGGCAACUUGCCACCGUCAUACGUUGAUUUACACGAGAUGGUUGAUGAUGCUGACAGGUCAAUUCGAAAGUCCUGCAAGGACCUUGUAGACAUUGUUCGCGGGCGCGGUCAACUUGUAGGCCCGUCCAUUCCCGGCGAUUCGACCGAUUCCGUCGACGUUGUUGAUGGUCCAGACUAUGUCAACUUUCCGCACCGCACAAUUAGAGACUUCAUUGCGAAGCAGAAAGCCGACGGGAUCUUGCAACGACUUGCGGGCGAGGAUUUCUGUCCUGCUUUCGCCCUAUGCUCAUCCGUCACGCGAGUUGCAACAUUUCUACGAACACCGGGAGCCCUCCUGGAAAAGUCAUUGACUCUGACCAUACUGCUCAGCUCAGAAAUUCGUGCUAACAAGGAGGCACUGCUUGUAGAUAUGGCCAACAGUCUCAUGGAAUCAGGAGGGCUAUAUGUUCAAUGCACUCUAACAAACGGUCACUUCCUCAAAAGUUUGGGAUAUGCAAAUGCUGAAGACGUCCCAGAUUUGUCGGACGAAACGGCCAAGUUUGCAAUUUUCAUGGCUUUCAUUCUCUACAGGGGUGGCUUCAGACUCUUUCUGCUCAUGUUCGCUUCGACAUGUCAGCACCACAACUUGCAGUCGGUGCAACUUUGGCUAGGUGUGCUUCUGUCUCGACGUAACCAGCCUGAUGAUGUGGUCUUCGCGGCUCAACUGGUCGAAGCUUUGCCGAGGCUGCUUCAGCACGGUGCUGAUCUGAACGAGCCAAUCCGCAGGCAGGCUGGGACUUGCUCAGUUUGGCAGCAGUACUUGUAUGACCUCCACGCCCUUUCCCACGUCUAUCUCAUCGGGAUCAGGCCCAAUGUGGUUUCAAUACUACUCCAUUAUGGUGCGGAUCCAGACGUUGAUAUCAAUUCCGAAAAGCUGUACCGAUUUUUGGAACUCGAUGAGAGAACCAACCUUAUUCCACAAAACAUUCAGGAGCUUGAUGCUUCUUCUGGGACAGAUCUAUCACCAUCGAUGCUUGGCACCCAUGGAUCUUCGGAAUCAGACGGUAACAAAGUUGAGUCACGGCACGCCGGACGUCGCUGGGUGCCAGCGACGGCAGCGUUUGGAGUUCCUAGUCACAACGCCAAGUACCUUGCGUUGGAGCUCAAGUAUCGCCCGGCAGUCGAAGAGUUCUUCCCGAUAAUCAAAGCGCAGUUGGUCGCUGCAUCGGAAGAGAAGGCUCGAAAGCAGCGAAUCAAAAACGGAGAAGCRACAGAUGCAACAACCCGGAAGUGGUGGUGGUGGUAG
Molecule: messenger RNA, 2595 nt
Organism: Ramularia collo-cygni
Lineage: Eukaryota; Fungi; Ascomycota; Dothideomycetes; Mycosphaerellales; Mycosphaerellaceae
Exons: 2
Coding region: 1-2595 (864 amino acids)
Source: RefSeq, a predicted model, not a curated record